Linum tenue is the source of this 549-nucleotide messenger RNA. The record is from the annotation of a GenBank genome assembly. Lineage: Eukaryota; Viridiplantae; Streptophyta; Magnoliopsida; Malpighiales; Linaceae.
AUGGGUUCGGAGCAGAACGACGGGACGAGCUUCUCACCAGCGGAGCCGAAGCUUUGCGUCAACGGAUGCGGGUUCUUCGGCUCGCCGUCCAAUAUGAACCUCUGCUCCAAGUGCUACAGGGAAAUACGGGUCUCCGAGGAGCAGGCGGCGUCGGCCAAGGCCGCCAUGGAGAAGACCCUCAGCUUCAAAUCUAAGAAGCCCGUGUCCGAGGCUGAAUCGAUCGCAGCAGACGUCAAAUCUGCCGCGGCGACGGAGGCGGAGCAUGUGAUUGCUCUGGCGAAAUCAUCCGCGGCAGCGGCAGCGGGGUCGUCAUCAUCGGAGGCGGCGGUUGCGGUGGCGGCGGAGGUGGUCAAGGCGGCGAACAGGUGCUUGACUUGCAACAAGAGGGUCGGGUUGACGGGGUUCAAGUGCAAGUGCGGAAGCACUUUCUGCGGGUCUCAUAGGUACCCGGAGAACCACGAUUGCGACUACGAUUUCAAGGAAGCCGGGAAGAAUGCAAUCGCAAAGGCCAAUCCGGUCAUCAAGGCGGAUAAGGUCGAGAGGUUCUGA